AUGCUCGGGCACGCCGGACUGGGAAAGCCAUGGUAUGCUUGUGGGUCUCGACAACUGACACUGACCACUACUAUUCUUAUUCCUCCCUGCUUGUUCGUUAUGGGUGGCGUGAAGCUUGGACAACUCAUAGCCGGCUUCAUAAUCCGAAACCUGGGUUUCAAAUUUACCUUCGGCAUUUGUGCUCUCAUCUACGCCUUCAUCCUGCCUCUUAUGUACCUCUUCGUCCCCGAAACCGUCUACUUUUCCCCACCCCAACGCAAGGAAGUAAUCUUCGACAAGUCCUCCCUCCGCAUCUACGAAAUCAUUCUCCCCGAGCCGCCCAAGACAUACACCCAAAAACUGCGGAUCUUCCAAGGCCGCAUCUCCAAAGCGGGAUUCUGGCGCACGGCGUGGAAACCCGUGCCUCUCAUCACCUUCCCAGUCGUCACCUACGCAGCAUUCACGUACUCUUUCUACGCAGCGGGACUCACACUCAUCGCUCUCCUUCAAGACACAAUCUUCUCUGCUGCACCGUACAACCUCAGCUCCUCAGCGAUCGGAUUAACCAACCUCCCCCUCUUCGGCGUAGGACUCAUUGGAACCCUCCUCUCAGGCUACACAGCCGACUACCUCGUGCAAUCCCUCACACGCCUCAACAAUGGCGUGUAUGAGCCCGAAUUCCGCCUCCUCCUGAAGCUCGUUGCAGCCUCCCUCUCCUCGGUCGCCUACAUCAGCUUCGGGCACUCCAUCGCUGCUGGCACUUCAAUCUACAUCCCAAUUGCGUUCCUCGGGGUUCAGACGUUCAGCGUGCCGUUUGCGACGAGCGCGAUGUUUACUUAUGUGAUGGAUUGCCAUCCGAGCCAUGCGGCACCGGCUUUCGUGACGAUGAACUCUGUGAAGGCGGCGCUGAGCCUGGUUAUGAGUGAGUUUGUUAAUGGGUGGUUUGAAUCGAGCGGUGCUAAAUCGGUGUUCACGACUGUCGCCAUCAUGAAUCUGGCUGUGAGCGGUGUCUCUAUUCCUAUGUAUAUAUUUGGGAAGAGAUUGAGGAGCAAGAUUGCAAGGAGUGCUUUCCACCUGAAGUUCUGA
Messenger RNA from Hyaloscypha bicolor E, 1065 nucleotides. RefSeq names its product MFS general substrate transporter. Gene Ontology annotation, biological process: transmembrane transport. The record is from RefSeq and is a predicted model, not a curated record. NCBI's taxonomy places the organism in Eukaryota, Fungi, Ascomycota, Leotiomycetes, Helotiales, Hyaloscyphaceae. The transcript has 2 exons. Gene Ontology annotation, molecular function: transmembrane transporter activity. Bases 1 to 1065 code for a protein of 354 amino acids.